AUGGCUAGUACGCCCUCCCCUGCCUUUAGAGAAUUCCUUGCACCUUCCAGCCGACAUGGUGCGGACUUACCGACAAGUGGCGUCGGCGACAACCUGUGGUUCACGGACUCGUCGCUUCCUGACUUGAAUAGUCUCGAUCUCCUCAGCGACACCAAUAUGAACUGGAACACACUCCCAACUUUGUCUCGCACUCCGGUAUCGCUGGCGAGUCCUAAGUUUGACCUACAUGCGAUUAAUUCAGCUAUAAUGGAGGCUGCACCAACCUCUUUCCACAUCGGAGAAAGUCUCUUAAAUCUUGAGAACCCGGAACUGAGAUCCACAGAUUCCCCCAAACCAUAUUCCUUAAGAGAACAAGUUAUCCGUCGACAGUGGUUCACAUACCUAGAGUCAGAUAAUUCUCAGUCUUUGCACAGAGAUAAGGUGUCGGAGCAUACCCAAGUCGAUGCUAGGUUUCGAGAUGAUUUAUCUCAACGAUUACAAUUCCAGACUCCGUAUGAGCCGCUCCCUUCGACGGAUUUUCUGAACCUAUGUGUCCAGACGUACUUCAAUCGCUUCAAUCCUAUCUUCCCGAUUGUGCACGGCGCUACCUUCAAACCAUCCGCCACGAGCUCUUUACUCUUAUUGGCAAUGUGCGCCGUUGGAAGUUCAUUCCUGGCUUGCCCUCAAGCUACCCGGCAAGGUCGGAGCAUAUUUGAGCGGCUCAACAAGGCCAUCCUAGCCUCCUGGGAGACAGUGAUAUCGCGAGGAUUGUCGGAUGCUCUGUCUCUGAUUCAAGCUAGUUUGAUCGUGCAAACUUUCAGUAUGCUAUCAGGUACCCCUGCAAAUCUGCUAUUGGCACAGUCUUUUCAUGGGACCAUCAUCACUUUGGCAAGACGAAGUGGGGUAUUCCUUUCAGAGCGCUCUGAGACGUGCAAUAACGACGUUCACGACCAGGGUUUAGACAUAUCUUGGAGAAGAUGGGUUCAAGAGGAGGAGCAAGCAAGGGUAUCAGCUGCGCUUUUUAUCCACGACGCCGAACUCUCCCUUCUAUUCAAUACAGAACCUAGUAUGCGCCAUGUUGCAUCUAAACUUCCAUCAAUAUCUUCGAAUACUGAGUGGAUGGCUCCGACAGCAGAAGAAUGGAGGAAUGCCCAAAGGAAAUCGGGUGGUCUUCAUGGCGUAUCGGGGCGCGAGCAGGCUGAGGUCUCGAGGCAGAGCCACCUUCCAGUUACUGACAGAACCAGACCGGAUCGGACGUCGUUCCGAAUAUAUUGCGAGCUAGAAGGGAUUGCUGCUUCGAUAAAUACAGCAAAAGAGCUUGAUGCACUAUCCAGCACAACCUUCCAACUGGAGCAAUCGCUAUUGCAGUUCCAUAAGAGCUAUUUGAAGCAACCGAUUACAGUUGCUCGCGAUCCGUUCUGUCUCGGCAUAUUGUGGCAUUCUGCAUUCAUCUCUCUAUUUGCCGACCUGAACCGGCUUGAGAUGGCAGCUGGAAGAGACGGGCUCGAGCGAUCGCAGAUGCAUACAGCAUAUGCGAAGAGCUGGUCCCGGUCGCAAGAAGCAAGACGUUGUGCGUUGCAUGGGAUGAUGAUACUACAGAAAGCGGAAAGUAUGCCCAUUGGUGCUGAACCAGCAAUCCAUGUGCCACGUGCACUCUACUGUGCUGCGAUGGUAUGGUAUUGCUACACGGAAUUCGGGUGGGGUGAAGUGGAAGAUACACCAAGGCCCCUUGACGACGGCCCCGAAUUCGAAAUGCUUGGAAUUGAUGCCUCAAGCCUCCUCGUCGAAGCCCACGGUUUCAGGACUUCUCGACCUUCGAAAUUAGAAUCACUGACACUUGUCUCACUGAUUGACUUGCUCCGACGCAUGGGACACUCGGAAAUCUCUGAUCGGAUGGCGACACUAAUGAUAUCCAUUAUCCAUGGACAUCCAGAUGGGGAGUCUACUGUACCAGGUUGA
Molecule: messenger RNA, 1938 nt
Organism: Exophiala spinifera
Lineage: Eukaryota; Fungi; Ascomycota; Eurotiomycetes; Chaetothyriales; Herpotrichiellaceae
Exons: 7
Coding region: 1-1938 (645 amino acids)
Biological process (GO): regulation of transcription by RNA polymerase II; DNA-templated transcription
Cellular component (GO): chromatin
Molecular function (GO): zinc ion binding; RNA polymerase II cis-regulatory region sequence-specific DNA binding; DNA-binding transcription factor activity, RNA polymerase II-specific
Source: RefSeq, a predicted model, not a curated record